Molecule: messenger RNA, 5208 nt
Organism: Haliotis rufescens (red abalone)
Lineage: Eukaryota; Metazoa; Mollusca; Gastropoda; Lepetellida; Haliotidae
Product: glutamate receptor-like
Exons: 17
Coding region: 1376-4060 (894 amino acids)
Biological process (GO): modulation of chemical synaptic transmission; synaptic transmission, glutamatergic; monoatomic ion transport
Cellular component (GO): postsynaptic membrane; plasma membrane
Molecular function (GO): glutamate-gated receptor activity; transmitter-gated monoatomic ion channel activity involved in regulation of postsynaptic membrane potential
Source: RefSeq, a predicted model, not a curated record
AGGUAUUUAUAUCCAUACACAUGACCGUCAUGUAGAUUUUGUGAAAUAUACAAUGAUGUAUUGAUUUUUAUCCUUGCCCCAAAUCAGGACUCGGAUUCAACAUUACAAGCUGUUUGAUUGAAAUGGGAGGCCAACACGCGCUGCAAAAAGGACAAUUUACACCAGUAAAAGUCAUCUGUUUCAAUAUCCCGAUGUGUUGAUGGGGCCGCAUGGCGUCACUUACACGUGUCACUACUGUAAAGAGUUGCUGUUUGUGCCUUCGUGGUUGGCGAUGAUCAAAAUUUUCAUAAAUCAAAUCUCCUUCGUCGACUCUUCAGCAGUGGAAUUAAAAGGCUGCCAUUUGUGUGGUGCACAGGACCUGGCAUGUCACGAAAGAAAACGGAAGAAAUAGAGAGUCAUCAUUGCAGAAAUGUCAACCAAUCUUGAAAUUCUAAGCCGCCAAUUUGUUAACUGUGUCGGUGCAGCUGUCCUUUUUUUCGAAAAAACUAAAACCAACUUUAUAUGCCACCACUGAAUUGAUUUUCCAUUUUUCACGAAGGAAACACUGAAAAUGAAAUAGCUGGAAUUAGUCCCAUUCAAACAGCACCUACGAACAACGUAUUGGUAUUGACUGGAGCUGAUCAUCUUCUAAAUUCAACGGUUGUGUUCUGAAGGGAUCACAGUCGUUUUUAGACCACUACUGGCAGUGAUAUUUGGAUUCCAAAGCCAACGGUGUGAGAGAAUCUAUUGGUGCACAAUCAUCAAAUAAGAGAUAAAGCGAGAAAACGGCUCCAAAAGCAUCAACAACUUGGCGUGAAAUGGACAUGACAUAGGAUCUCAAAUACCUUCAUACAAUAUUUAUGUCUAAAAGCAAGGAUCCGCCAAGCUGUGAAAUUCCCUGGCAUUCACACGUUCACUCCUCCCAGCUUGACGCGAAAUUAUCUUGCAUGGAACCAAACAUCAGAUUAAUUGUGUUAUUUUCCUCUUAAUCGUGCGGGCCGCAUAAAAAGAGCAUCUGCGAAUCGAGAUACAAUACCAGCGCUUUACAUAAGUUGGCUGAGAGUCUUCGACCACUCAUCGUGUUCUCGACCGCGUCCUGAGUGACUGAAUAUCGCUGCUCAAAACCUGCCCAGACUCACUACACCACUCGCCGAUCAUGACGCUAGAGGAUAGAGGAUAUUACUGGGAGCCCGAGAGGAAACGAGAGCAAACACUGUUAUCGUAGACUCUCUUAAUUCCAUUACUUGCCUCUACCCGUGGAUUUCGACCAGGAAUCGCAUGACAUAACAGGCAGGGAACACGCAUGCGCGUGGAGGACUUCCAGAUUUCACACGAGCACGUUGGUUUGUUUUCUGUGACACGAAUUUGACCACUGAAUCGCCAUUAUAUCGUCACGAUGCCUUGGACGAUGGAGCUCUGGAAAUUUGGAUUUACCUGGUGUGUGAUAUUUCUUCUUCGAACAUGUGCUGCGAGAAACACGGAAAUACAUAUUGGUCUCAUGUUUGACGAGAACUCCAUCGAUUUAGAGACUAUAGUUGAGAAAGCAAUACAGAGAUAUAACAAUAAAACUGAGUCAAUUCUACGACUAGAAAGUCAUACCCGGCCAGUGAACGUUAAAGACAGUUUCAACUUUACCAAUGCCGCGUGCGGUCUACUUAACAGCGGGGCUGUGGCACUGUUGGGAGUUUCCAGUCGAGCAGUUCAUCACACAAUACAAGAUUAUACUGCCAAUCUCCGCGCACCGUUCAUUGUGCUCAAUAACCCAGCAGAUAUCAAAUCAAAGUAUCACUCCAAAUAUCAAAUAUAUAUACAACCAACUGGCAUACGUGCCAUGGUCGAUGUCAUCAAAACCUACAAUUGGGAAGAAGUGAUCUAUAUAUAUGACACAAAUGAAGCUUUAGCCCACAUAGAGCAAAUGCACGAAUUUGGGCACAUGGCAAAACACGUCAUCAAUAUUGACGUCCGUCAUGUGAAAGACGAGGAUGACUGCUUUAAACUGCUCGCCGCUAUGCACAAAAAAGACAUCGGCCGGGCCAUCAGAGUUGUCUUGGACCUUUUACCUUUCAAAGCAUCUAAAAUCAUAAAUAGGAUUAUGCGUCAACAGGACAUUUUGAAAAUGAUGUUUCAUUUUGUAAUUCCUCAUUUAGAAUUAAAGGAAUUAAAUCUGACCAUGUUCAAGAUUGGAGGAGUGAACAUCACCGGCUUUGAGCUCAACAGGGAUAUUGUAAUAAGACACACACCGGCCCGAGAAGCAUAUGCUGUAGACGCAGUGACGCUGCUGACGUUGUCGUUGGAAGAACUGCAGCAUAAACAUGGCAGCAUUGCAAUAAAGAACAGCUUCGAAAAUUUGAAUUCAAGAAUGGGGAACAACAGGCUCAUCGACUGUGUGAAAAUACACCCAUGGUCGUAUGGGGACAUGCUCACUCAGCUGCUGUAUGAGAAACGCUUUAGUGGCAAUAGCGGCUAUGUUGCGUUUGGAUCGAAUGGCCAAAGAAAAGAAUAUCAGGUCCAGGUCCUAGAGGUGUCCAUGUACAGAGGAACAGCUAACUCAGGAACAUGGAACGAGAGUGGGUUCCACGCUCAGACGCCCACGCUUGUGAUCGACAAGGCGAACAAGUCGAUAGAUAAUAUCACACAAACUGUUGUCACGAUCAAAGAUCCACCUUAUUUGAUGUUCAAGAAGAGUCCGGAGCAAGGCAUCCCCAUGAUCACCAUUGAAAGGUUUGAAGGCUUCUGUGUGGACCUGGCGGAGAUGGUAGCACGUAACCUUGGAUACGACUACUUUUUCAGACUUGUUAAAGAUGGGAAUUACGGCUCCAAGAACGAGUCCGGUAUAUGGAAUGGCAUCAUCGGAGAGUUGAUAAGACACGAAGCGGACAUAGCUAUAGCGCCGUUAACAAUAACGUCAGAGAGGGAGAAGGUAUUGGACUUCACCAAGCCGUACAUGAGUUUAGGGAUCAGCAUCAUGAUCAAGAAACCUGAGAACGAGCCUCCCCAUGUCUUCUCCUUCAUGGAACCUCUCUCCCAGGAGAUCUGGCUGUGCACCGCUUUUGCUUUCAUCGGCGUCAGUGUCGUCCUCUUCCUCGUCAGCAGGUUCAGCACCGUUGAGUGGCAAGUCGACGGUGACGAGCAGAAGCUCACGAAUGACUUCACCAUUGGUAACAGUCUUUGGUUCUCCCUCGGGGCCUUCAUGCAACAAGGAUGUGACGUGUUGCCCAAGUCUGUCUCGGGACGCAUGGUGACCAGUGUGUGGUGGUUCUUUACACUCAUCGUCAUCUCUUCUUACACUGCCAACCUGGCCGCCUAUCUCACAGCAAUGAGGAUGAGUACGCCCAUCUCAUCCGCCGAGGACCUCGCUAAACAGACCGAGAUCAAAUACGGCACGCAAAAAUCCGGGAGCACGUGGUCUUUCUUCAAUGGUUCCACAGUCUCCUUAUACCAGCGUAUGAUGUCCUUCAUGACCUCCCAGCCGGAUGUGUUUGUUAGUAAGAAUAGCGAGGGAAUAGCAAAAGUGCGGAAAGAGAACGGCAAAUACGCUUUCCUCAUUGAAUCCACAACUAACGACUACCAUAACCAACGGCGACCAUGUGACACCAUGCAAGUCGGCACCAACCUCGACUCCAAGGGAUACGGUAUUGCUACACCAAUGGGUUCAGAUAUUAGGGAUGUCCUAACACUGGCAAUAUUGGAACUGCGCGAACAGAGUAAAUUGGACGAAAUCAAGAAACAUUGGUGGUAUGCCAGAAGUGAGUGCCCAUCCGAGAAGGCGUCGCCUGUGAGUAAGGACAGUAAAGACAACGCCUUGACACUGACCAAAGUUGCUGGGAUCUUCUACAUACUCAUUGUCGGCUUGGGUCUGUCUGUACUAUCGGCCAUAUUUGAGUUCUUAUACAAGACAAAAGUGGAUUCAAAAAAGCAAAACGUCUCAUUCGGAUCGGAGGCUCGUUCCAAGUUUCGGUUGUCAAUCAGCGGCCAUUCGGAUGACGAAUCAGUUGGCGUUAGGACCCCGCUGAGAUCGACGGGCGGGACGUUUACAUAUACAGGACCGGAUAACGUUAGAAAGACACAAACUAUUGUGUAGGAAAGCUCAUUGUGUGGAAAACAAACAGCUGCAGCUGGAACCUUCAAAAAUGGAUUGUUUGAAAUUACCAUGACAACGGCCGAAUCUCUCACACUGCAACUACUGGGCAGGCGAGCUAAUGACCACAGUGCACAUUGUGAUAUCAGUAAUUAAAUGCUUCAUUUUAAAAUAGAUUUCUUUAUUCUAUUCAGGAAAGCACGUGAGUAAAUGUUUUAUUGUUUGAAUCUUUGAAUUUGAUUGUUGUAAAAUAAUAUUUCAAUAUGUUUAAAAAAAAGUGAUAGUAUCAUUUAGAUAUAUACAAAUAACUGUGUCAGUAUGCCAUGUUUUAAGAACAUAAUAUUAUGUGCAUUAUUAAGGAAUAUGUUGUCCACUUUAAAUCAUUUGAUGUACACUUGUUGUAGUUUUAAUGUUAUACAUUGUAUCCAUAUGCAAACUCUUGCUCUUAUUAGAGACAUUCUGGUAGCUAUAUGUUGACAGCUUCCCCCUCCCUUUGGACAUAGUAACACUGUUAUUGACAUCCUUUUACACUAAUUCAUUACAUACUUUCCAAUUUGUUAAGUGCACCCUUAUUAGUAGCUCUUGUUGAAAUUAUAUAAUUAGACGUUCAUCGGUUUGGAUAUUUUCAACAAACUGUUACAAUUUUUUAUUUGUCUCAAAAAGCACUUUUGGAAAUGUCCUUUUUCUAAUUGUUAGAAACUCAUGAUGUCAUAAAUAAGCUUUCGUUAAAAUUCUUACUGUAGUUGUAUGACCAUUGUACAAUGAAGUGUCUGCAAGCUUAUUGACCGAUACUUUUGGAGCCUGCAGUUGUAUUCCUUUAUCAAUCCAUAUACAAUACUGUGUUGUUGGCAACUGCGAGUGAAGACUGUCGAAUCUCUGAGCCAGAAUAACUGACAAGCAAUGUUAUAUACGAGUGUCUUGUUGAAUGACAAUAUAUGUACUUUUAUGACAUGUUAAAUGCUCUAGUUUAAGCUUAGUUAUGUAUAUAUGUGUAUAUAGUAAGACUUCUGAAUGCACAAGCAUGAUAUUCCUAUUUUUAUACUUUCUCGUGUAAUAUUUGAACGCAUGACUUCAUAAUAAGCCUCACGAUUCCCGCAAGGGUUCAUGUGUACAGUUGUCCCACACCCACAUUUUCUAAUAAAAACACUCUU